Molecule: messenger RNA, 2053 nt
Organism: Trichoderma atroviride IMI 206040
Lineage: Eukaryota; Fungi; Ascomycota; Sordariomycetes; Hypocreales; Hypocreaceae
Biological process (GO): mannose metabolic process; GDP-mannose biosynthetic process; protein N-linked glycosylation
Cellular component (GO): cytosol
Molecular function (GO): phosphomannomutase activity
Source: RefSeq, a predicted model, not a curated record
AGCACCCCGCCAUUGAAUACAUUCGCCUAUCUUUACAACGAACAACUUCUUUUAACUUGUCCAAGUCUUUUGCGAAUUCGCGUCUUCACAAGCCCUUUUGUUGCUUAGCGACUCUUUUUUCACCUCUUCAAUUCUUUCAUCUCUUCUACUUCUCUUUGCCCAUCAUGGCUGCUCCUGCUUAUACCCCUCUUGAAGACCGUCCUUUGAAGGACACGAUUUGCCUUUUCGAUGUCGACGGCACAUUGACUCCCGCUCGUCUUGAUGCCUCUCCCGAAAUCCUCGACCUCCUCCAGGCCCUCCGCAAGAAGUGCUCCAUCGGCUUCGUCGGCGGCUCCGACCUCAUCAAGCAGGAGGAGCAGCUCGGCAAGCCCGCCGGCGUGCCCGUCACCACCCUCUUCGACUACUGCUUCGCCGAGAACGGCCUGACCGCGUACAAGCUGGGCGAGGCGCUGCCCUCCAACAGCUUCAUCAAGUGGAUCGGCGAGGACAAGUACAAGGAGCUGGCCAACUUUGUCCUGCACUACGUUGCCGACCUGGACAUCCCCGUCAAGCGAGGAACCUUCAUCGAGUUCCGCAACGGCAUGGUCAACAUCAGCCCCGUCGGCAGAAACGCCAGCACAAAGGAGCGAAACGACUUUGAGGCCUACGACAAGGAGGCCAAGGUCCGAGAGAAGUUUGUUGCUGUUCUCAAGGAGAAGUUUGGCCACCUGGGACUUACCUUCUCCAUCGGCGGCCAAAUCUCCUUCGACGUCUUCCCCACCGGCUGGGACAAGACCUACUGCCUGAGCCACCUUGAAAACGAGGCCAAGAAGCCCAACGGAAUCACCUACAACAAGAUCCAUUUCUUCGGAGACAAAACGUUCAAGGGCGGCAACGACUACGAGAUCUUCAGCGACGAGCGAACCAUUGGCCACACUGUCAAGGGCCCCGAGGAGACUAUUCAGAUCCUGAAAGAGCUUUUCGACCUCUAAAUUUGCUUAUCAGAGGAGGUGAAUCCCUGACGCGCAAAACAGAGGAGAAAAGAGAGCAGAUGGGGGGAAUAGCAACGCAAAUGAAUCACUGAGGACAGGUCCGCAGUGAUAGUUCCAUUCAAUCAAUCUAGAUAAUACCAAAGAUACUCCGAUUUGAUAAAUCUUAUACAUAUUUUUACAUCAAGUCUUCCAAAAGGUCAACACUCUCGACAUGAAAGUCAACGGGAGUGAAAUAGUCCAAUUCUUUCUUUUCAACAGGAGAUACGCUAAACAAAUCAAAUCUUUCCCUCUAUAUUUCCCAUCUCUUUCUUCUCACAACCCACUAAUAGGUAUUCUAAACCCUUUCAUCGUCCGUAUUCCAAGUGAGGAAUAAUCACAGGGCCAUAUUUAGUAGUGGCUGUAAAAGCACCAUCACCUUGCACAACAAAAUCAACCGCAAGGCUAAGCUUAGACAAGCCCUGCUGCUGAUUGUGAAGGCUUGGGUUGGGGCUGAAAGGCCCCUGGCUCUGGGCCAUGACAGCGUCGUGGUCAUAGGCAAUGACUGCCACGUAAUUCCUGCGGCCCAUGAGCUUCUUCAGCUCUCUGCCCGCUCCGCUAGCGUCUGAAUGGAAAAUCUCCAUCAUAUCUUCUUUGGUGUCGGACACUUCGUGUGUGGAUCUCUGACCAUUUUGUGGCACGUAGAGCGUCUUCUGGUUAUGGAGUAGUUUCAACACGUAUGUGCUCUGAGGGGCAGAUACAAUUGGCGACGUGAUAACCUGGUACAUUGUCUUGUGAUCUCCAGGGUGAGUUGGGUCAUGCACAAGACCAGCUCCUGCACAGUUGACAUCUCCAGAUAAGAAUGUCAUGCGAAUACCCUUCUGCUGUGAGAUGCCCUGAAGGGUACGGAUGAAAUAUGUCCUUUCAAGAUCCUUAGACUCAUGAGUCCACAUAUCUUUAAGCACUUCUUGGAUGUCUAGUUCGCCAAAUUGAUUGAGCACGUUGCCCAUCAGUCCAGACUUGCCGACAGCCUUCUUGACUUGACUGAAGCCCUGCGCAACCAUUUCUUUGCCGCCAACAACACCUGCCACAGAGCUUGUGACUUU